Molecule: messenger RNA, 1740 nt
Organism: Triticum urartu
Lineage: Eukaryota; Viridiplantae; Streptophyta; Magnoliopsida; Poales; Poaceae
Source: RefSeq, a predicted model, not a curated record
UAUACACCCAAAGUAGAAGCAUCUCCCCACACCACUGAUAGCAAUGUCGAUUAUGUUCUCGCAAGAGCUGCUCAUCUCCACACUGGCCAUCAUUCUUGUUCCCCUCUACACGUUGUACCUCAGGUCUAGUAGAUCAAAGAACCCAUCAGUGCUCCCCACAAACUGGCCAAUAGUGGGCGUGUUACCUUACCUUAUCGCCAACUUCCACAACCUGCACGACUACCUCGCCGCCGUCCUCGCCGAAGCAGGCCACAACUUCAGGGCGCACGGCCCACCGGGGACCGGGAUGCGGUUCUUCCUCACCUGCGACCCGGCCAACGUCCGGCACAUCUUCACGACGAACCACACCAACUUCCCCAAGGGCGCGGAGUUCGCCGCCAUCUUUGACAUCGCCGGUGGCAGCUUCUUCACGACUGAAGGCGAGCCCUGGCGUCGGCAGCGCGCAAGAGCCCAGAGAGUCUUGAGCAACCCACGGUUGCUUGCCGGUAUGACCGGUUCCUGCCGUGACAAGGUGGAGAACGGCCUCCUGCCGGUGCUUAUGCACAUGGCGAGCACCGCGACCCCGUUCGACCUGCAAGAUUUGACAACGAGGCUCGUGUUCGACAUGACCGCCGCGCCUCUCUUCGGCGUGGACCCUGGCCUCCUCUCCCCGGACAUGCCCCCCAUGGACGCAGCGGCCGCCAUGGACACGGUCAUGGAGGUCGCCUUGUUCCGGCACACCGUGCCGGCCUCUUGCUGGAAGGCGAUGAGGCGGCUAAAUAUCGGCCCGGAAAGGAAGCUCGCCGCAGCGCACACGGUUCUAGGUGGGUUCAUUGAGGAGAUGAUGGAGAGGAGGAAGAAGAAGGAACAUGUUGCAAACGAGGGAGAUCCUUCUUCCGUGGACAUUCUGUCUUCCUACAUCGACGAUCCAGACUACCAGCAGAACGAUGGCUUGCUCCAUGCGACGCUCAUCAACUACAUGAUCGCUGGGAGGGACACGAUCGGCACAGCUUUGACAUGGGUCUUCUACAACCUCGCCCAAAACCCUCAUGUCAUGUCGGCCAUCCGCAACGAACUAUCACCUAUUGCAUCACGGAAAGCAGCCACAGGCGCCAACAACAGCAGCACCAUGGUGAUCUUUGAACCGGAGGAGACCAAAUCUCUGGUCUACAUGAGAGCCGCCCUACACGAGUCUCUCAGGUUGCACCCGCCGGUCCCCAUCGAGCGUAAGACGGCGGUCGCCAACGACGUGAUGCCGAGUGGCCAUGUAGUGCACGCCGGUGACACCUUAUUGAUUUCUCUCCACUCCAUGGGGAGAAUGGAAGGCGUGUGGGGGAAAGACUGCCUGGAGUAUAACCCGGAUAGAUGGCUCUCAGAGGAUGGCAAGAAGCUGCGGUACGUGCCGUCUCACAAAUUUUUGGCAUUCAGCUCGGGCCCGAGGCUGUGCCUUGGCAAGGACGUCUCAUUCAUGCAGAUGAAUACUAUUGUUGCGGCAAUGGUGUGGAACUUUGAUGUGGAGGUGGUUGAAGGGCACAGAGUCCAGCCGAAGAUGUCUUGUGUGCUGCAGAUGAAAAAUGGACUCAUGGUAAAGUUGAAGAAGCGAGAAAUGUAACCUUUGGUCUCUUUUUCUUACUGCAAUUGUGUCUUGCGUGAGUCUUUCGGUGUUCGGGACCUCAGGGUAUUUGUAUGUGUUCUGUUGUAUUUGUUUUUCUGGCAAUAUAGUAUUAUAUGAAUAAAAAUAGAGUGAAUAUUUGGUGUCCA